Molecule: messenger RNA, 2340 nt
Organism: Sphaerodactylus townsendi
Lineage: Eukaryota; Metazoa; Chordata; Lepidosauria; Squamata; Sphaerodactylidae
Product: membrane-spanning 4-domains subfamily A member 4A-like
Exons: 9
Coding region: 271-939 (222 amino acids)
Cellular component (GO): membrane
Source: RefSeq, a predicted model, not a curated record
UCUGUGCUGGAGCGGCGCCCGCAGAGUCCACGCAGGAAGUGACUGACCCCGGGCAGGGGAGCCAGGAUCGCGGAGGAGAGGAGAGAAGCCCGCCUCUGGUCACUGGUGCCCGCCCAGCGGUCGGUUGCAGAACCGGGCAGCCUUGGCAGGAGCAGGAGUUGCGCCCCGGAUUGGCUCGGGACCGGGUCCAAAGCCGCCCGCUGGGCCUCUUCGGAAUCCAAGCAUCUCUUCCAGAUCAUAAGUCGCGUGGUGUCCUUUUUGCUAGCCGAUAUGGACCUAAGUGACCCAGCAACUCUUGCGUCCCUCUCAAACAGCAUAGUAAGGCCUUCUGUGCCACGCCCAGUGACGAAGUUGUAUCGGGGUGAACCGAUGGCCCUGGGGAUCACGCAGAUCCUGAUCGGCAUCCUGGAAAUAUCUUUUGGGCUUGUGAUUGCCCUAGCGGAAAGUACUCGUUCAUCCCAUGACCGUGGAGAACAUAUCAUUACUCCAUAUUGGAUGGGGAUCCUGUACAUCAUUUCUGGAUCCCUUUCUGUGGCAGCUGCCAAGGACCCCAGGGUGCCACUGGUGAAAGGAAUGCUGGCAAUGAAUGUUGUGAGUUCUGUGGCAGCGGGCACUGCAAUUGUGAUACACUUCAUUACAAUAUUUCAUCCAAUAUACUACAUUGGCUGCCAAUCAUACCGUCACAGAGACAUGCCACCUGACAGUUGCCAUGAAUUGGUCGCCAUUCCUUAUAAUCUCAUGUACGCAACAACUGUUUUCCUGCUGGCAGUCACUGUCCUGGAGUUCCUCAUCAGCAUCACCUCUGCUGCCUUUGGGUGUGCCACUGUGUGCAGGGAUGCCUACAGUGAAACGACUGUAGUCAUUUUUCAGAAGACAGAUGAGGGGAUCACUCCUGCUUCAGCUCUUCCGGGGCAAUCGAACAAGGCUGUGGAGGUGUGAGGGUGUUUCCCCCUUUUAUAAUUUCUCCAGCGGAGUCUUCCGUAAGCAGUUUGAUUUUUUUUCCUUUUGGAACAUAUAUUUUUUUAAUAAACCAUCACAUGGACUGUUUUUGUUAAAUAAAAAGCACAUCCUCUUCUUUGAUGUCACUUGUGUUCUCCGUUCCCACUCUUUUGCAUUUAUGUUAUAUUGCAUCAAGCUGAGCUUCUGAAAAUGGAGAUGCAUUCCUGGCUGCCGCUGGUUCUCCUAUUCUCCCUCCCAAUCCGAGAAAAGGAAAAUUCAUGAUGGGGAAGUCGAACAUCUGGACCACACUCAACUUUGAUUUAGUUUUAGUCAUAUUUGCAAUGGCUGAUAUUAUAUAAAGGCAGCACGGUAUUCCCUGAUCUUGUUAUCUCUCAGAACAUGAGCAGGAUCGGUACUUGAACGAGAGACCACCAAGGAAGGUUCUCCAGAUAAAGGCAAUGCCAAACCACCUCCACUUCUCACUUGCUUUGAAAGACCCUCGCUGGGGUGAGCACAAUUUGGCUGCCAGUCGACUUCACUUUACAAAUACACAGCAGCGUAUAUGCUUGUGGUUCUUGCUUUCACUUUACUUGCAUUUUUUCACUGUGAAGUUCCUAGCAGAGUCCCCAACUUUUUUUGGCCACUGGACACUCAUGGAAGCUCGGAAGACAGUGCUGAGCACCUUCAUGAAAUGGCUGCCAUGGGAAGCAGAAUCAGUCACCAAAUGGCUGCCAUGGGGUAGAAUCACAACAUGUUGGAAGGUUGCAAUCCAAGUGCCCAGUUAUGACUGGGUACUACUUGUGCUCUCAAAAAAGCAUGCCCCUGGGGUCUUCUGGAGCUGUUCCUAAUCCAGUGCUGUGGAGGAGUCAGGAUUGAUUUCUUGCUUUGGGAAAGAAGCAAGGGGGCACCAUAGUGCCCACAAGUAUCUUGUUUGUUCCAACUGCUCUAUAGUUCAUUUAUCCAUUUUACAGAUGGAGAACACUGAUGCAGAGUCAGAGAGAGUCAUUUAUCCAUUUUACAGAUGGAGAACACUGAUGCAGAGAGUCUUAGGCGACCCCCGUGAAAGGGUCAUUCAACCCCCAAAGGGGUCCUGACCCCCAGGUUGAGAACCACUGGUCUAUAAGGAUGUGUCUCUCUUUGUCUCAGCCUGGGAGCCGCCCUCUGACCUAUUCUCCUUCCGUGUUCUUUGAUCUCCCACUCUCCACAAGGAUAUUCAUGGACUGUGACAUUAUCUACCAGCCUCUGCUGUACAAAUAACGCCCCAGACUCCCAGACACAGGAUCCCAGAUCACUGGUCAGGGAAAAGGACUCUUCUGUUGAGGUUCCUUUCUUCUCUUCCAUUGCAGCCUGAAUGUGAACAGAAUCUACUUAAAUAAAUGUUUUGAUUUUUUUGCAAUCUAA